AUGUCGACAGUGUCCAACCUUCAAUUGCAACACCUUGUGGCCGAGCUGGCAGGCGUACCAUACCCCCAGUGGUUUUCCAACAACAACCCAUGCGAAUUGUUCAACAAACACUUCAAAGGGAUAUACACCCAGCGCACAGUUCAUGGUUUAUGCGCAACGUUCCUUCUGCUGGGCACAAUAGCCGAAGAGAUAUCGACGUACAGAGCCCAACCAUUUGAAACGAGCCCAUCGACCAGCAAGAAGUUAAUUCGGCGCUUUCGGCGUUUGGUAAAGUUUGCGCUGUUAGAAGUUGUCGCCCCCAAUCCAGCGUUUGAAUCCGAGGUUGUCCCCCCCAUUCCUGCCAUUGGAAGUGAGCCCGAGAACACGCGGAUUCGCAACAUUAUCCCUCAUUUUGCCAUUUCAGUGGCAAUUGCGUUUGAAGACGAAGCCACCGAAGGUGCCUUGUGGAUCGCAUUGCAGGAGCGCGGUAUUACAUAUGUACCCGCACGCGAUUUGGCCCUCGCCAAUGCAUACUACCACGGCGACCGGGCGAACAACAUACGCCACGAAUCUAUUUGCGGUGGUCGUCCCCAACUGCCAAAUGGUUGGCUUGUGACAACUUCCCCGGGACACUUAUCCUGCGAGUGCAACUACUUCUUCAAGAUGAAGUACUGCUGCCACUUGCUAUUUGCGCUGCAACCCGACGAAGCGAGACAGCCCCGCGAUUCUCUGGCCGUCGCCGAAGCUCUGGGGUAG
This is a messenger RNA of Aphanomyces astaci, 735 nucleotides long. RefSeq lists its product as hypothetical. The coding region runs from base 1 to 735 and encodes 244 amino acids. The transcript has 4 exons. NCBI's taxonomy places the organism in Eukaryota, Oomycota, Saprolegniomycetes, Saprolegniales, Verrucalvaceae. The record is from RefSeq and is a predicted model, not a curated record.